CACCACUACCUCGACCACCAUCACCGCCGCCGCCAUUCUCCACUCAACAUGUCCAUGAUUCCCAGGACCGCUCUCCGGGCUUCGCGCCUGCCCAUCGCCCGCCCGGCGACCUUCCGCCGCACCUUUGCCGACACCAAGACCGAGCAGGCCGAGGGAGCCCAGGUGCUCAAGAAGGGCGCGCGCCGCGACCCGGAACUGAUCAUCCUCCUCACCAUCAUGACCGGCGCCUUCGCGCUUGCCGGAUGGCACUUCAGCCAGAACCCGACCACCAACAACGGCGAGGGCCGCGUCGCCAAAGCGCCCAACAGCGAGCCGUGGCACACCGGCGGCAACGCCGCCUACCAAUACCACCCCGGCGGAGACCCCAGCAAGGGCAAGAAGGACGCCCCCAGCGCGUUGAACGAGGUCAUCAUCCCGAACGUGAACCUACCGCGGGAACUACACGAGAAGUACAACAAGUGGGGCAAGGAGGGAUACUAGACGGGAGGGAUCCCACACCGGGACGAAGAGCGAACGUUGUGGACAGGGGAAUACAGGCCGUUGAUAUUUUUUUCCGGGAAGCUGCACCGAGCGAGAACUGUACAGGGAAGGUCGUGUUCU
Molecule: messenger RNA, 600 nt
Organism: Dissoconium aciculare CBS 342.82
Lineage: Eukaryota; Fungi; Ascomycota; Dothideomycetes; Mycosphaerellales; Dissoconiaceae
Exons: 3
Coding region: 49-480 (143 amino acids)
Source: RefSeq, a predicted model, not a curated record